CAUAACAACACGUGUCUAUAAAGAAUGUUCACGACGGGUAAAAUAAAUUAACCCAUCAUAAUUAAUGUAGGAAGACAUAAUUCAUUGUCCUUAGGGAUACUUAGAAAAAAACUAUUUAUAUUCACACAAUACAUGCAUAUUGAUUUAUUCUUCCGACGAACUACAAAACUUUGUACCAGAAUGGAAUCUGUAUUGGAUUAUUCUAUCUUGUAGAGACAUCUGCGAGUUUGAGAGAUAACGUGCACUAUUUAAUGAAUCGUCCGAUAGGAUGGAUGUAAUAUAUCAAUAUAUACCAUUUUAGAAGUACAUUUUUAAUAUAAGUCUAGUAUGACUGGCAUUCAGAAAUAUGUGUAUCAAAUUGUCGGCUUAAAUUAUGCAAUUUGUGUGAUAUUUAAAUUAUUAUGGAAGUGUGUUGGGCAUCCUAUUCAAUAUUUGCGUCGAUUGAACAAGAAGCCACCAUGUACUCGCCCGGAGUGUCUAUUAGAUGAAAGUUUUGGUUCGCAUGAAUUUAUACAACUUAAGGAUGUUAAAUGGCAUUGCGUUAGUAAAGGAAAUAAUGACAAACCACUGAUGUUGUUCCUACAUGGUUUUCCUGACUUCUGGUUUGCGUGGAGACAUCAAAUUAAAGAAUUCAGUCGAAGAUAUAGAACAGUUGCUAUAGACUUGAAAGGAUUUGGAGAUUCUGACAAACCAACAGAAAUCACUGCUUACUUAACUUCGAAAAUAAGAGAAGACAUUUCCAACCUUGUACGAGCUUUAAAUUACAAGUCGUGUAUAUUGGUAGCCCAUGACUUCGGAGGAACAGUAGCGUAUCAUGUUGCUACAAAAUUUCCAGAGUUAGUUGAUAAAUUGAUUAUUUUGAAUUCUCCACAUCCUGCAGCGUUUUUAGAAGCAGUUAAAACAAGAAAGUCACAGAAAGCAAAGUCUUGGUAUAUGGUGCUGUUCCAGGUCCAUUAUCUUCCUGACAUUCUCCUUCGGGUGUUUGAUUAUGAAUUUCUACGAUGUAUGUGUGGAGGUAGACUGGGCAGUGCUGUAACUGAUGACGAAAUACAAGCUUACCGUUAUAUGUAUUCAAAACAUGGGUUUUCAAAGCAACUGAACUUGUACAAAGCUGCAUUGAGUUACAGAAAAUUUUGUGAUACAGUAUCAACAGAGAUCGACAUUCCAUCCCUGAUUAUCUGGGGUGCUGGUGAUUCAUUUCUCGAUACUGAACUAGCAGAAAUGAACAGAAAAUAUUUACCAAAAAUGAAAAUCAAAAUUUUAGAUGAGGCUGGACAUUGGCCACACAUUGAUAAAGCUGAUGAAGUGAAUACCGCCAUUCAAGAUUUUCUGGAUGAAAAUUACUAACACUUAAACGGUUAAAUGUAAACACAAACACAUAUAUAUAUAUAUAUAUAUAUUAUACUUUUAUUAUGUAUAUCAAGAAUACUAGUAAUUAUUUCUAUCAUAAUUUAUUUACUUGUACAGAUUAUUUCAUUUAAAUGUGUAUAAUUAGUAUAAUGCUAUAAAUGUUCUGUUCAAAUUGAGUAUUUAUAUAAUAAACUAUCUGUUGACACAGAGAUAUGUCUCGCCUUUUUGCAAUUUUGAUAGUGUAAUACAAAUGUUGAAAUUAAAAUGGUAAUAUUUUAAA
Mytilus californianus (California mussel) is the source of this 1630-nucleotide messenger RNA. Its product is annotated as epoxide hydrolase 4-like. The record is from RefSeq and is a predicted model, not a curated record. Bases 328 to 1347 code for a protein of 339 amino acids. The transcript has 6 exons. NCBI's taxonomy places the organism in Eukaryota, Metazoa, Mollusca, Bivalvia, Mytilida, Mytilidae. Gene Ontology annotation, molecular function: hydrolase activity.